AGAGAGAGAGAGAGAGAGAAUGCAUAUGGUUUGGAAAACAUUAGGGUUGCUGGGAUGGGUUAUUACAAUGGAUAUGGGAAAGGUAGCAGAUGGUGCAGUUUCUGAGAAUGUAAUGAAGAUGAUAGGUGUGAUAAACAGCAUGGGUCCGUAUUUGGGUGUUGUAGUGCCCAACACUUUUGAGAUGGCCCCUCUCCUCAAUUCUCCAAGCUUUCUGCCUCAUCAACACCUUCCUUUCUUGGAUUUUGCAGGGCGAAGGUUUCGGAUUGGAGCAGUGGAAACUAGAAAGGUGGUUGUGGUUAUGUCAGGAUUGAGUACGAUUAAUGCAGGUAUAGCGACACAGUUGUUGCUAAGUUUAUUCCAUAUUGAAGGGGUUGUGCACUUCGGAAUAGCUGGGAAUGCUAAUCCUCAACUCCAGAUUGGCGACGUUACUAUCCCACACUAUUGGGCUCACACCGGCCUCUGGAAUUGGCAGAGGUGGGGAGAUGAUGCUGAUGAUGAACUUGCCUUAGAGUCGGCGGGGGACUAUACACGAGAGAUUGGCUACCUUAGGUUCUCCGAUUACAACAACAACAACACAACGUACGGCUCCGUAUCAACAGAUAACUUUCUGAAUCGUGUAUGGUACCAACCGGAAGAGAUAUUCAGCGUUGAUGGACAUCCUGAAGUCCGGCAACAUGCGUUUUGGGUUCCUGUUGACGCUCUCUACCUUUCACUAGCAAAGAAUCUUGAGGGCAUGAAGCUGGAACGUUGUAUGAAUUCGACAUGUUUACCAAGGGCUCCCGAGGUCGUAAUGGUGGAAAGAGGGGUUAGUGCCAAUGUGUUUGUGGACAAUGCAGCUUAUCGGGAGUUCCUGCGUUCAAAAUUUAAUGCAACGCCAAUCGACAUGGAGAGUGCUGCUGUAGCACUCGUGUGCCUGCAGCAAAGGAAGCCUUUCAUUGCCAUUAGGGCGUUGUCUGAUUUAGCAGGAGGCGGUUCUUCUGUUUCCAAUGAAGCUGAUGCCUUUGCACCUUUGGCAGCUCAAAAUGCUGUUAGUGUUAUGCUUAGCUUUGUCAACUUAACUGUGCCACAUGUUGGAGCGCGAUAGAAACAUAUUGUGCUUAAAUUAGUUUGCUGGCUCUGGCUGCAAUAAGUUCUUUCAAGAUUUCAUGUCAAGACAUGUUUCCUAAGAGUUUCAUCAUUUCAUGCUAAAGAAUGGAAUAAAUAGCUCUAUUGCUAUAAUUGAUGCGUAAAUUUGACU
Molecule: messenger RNA, 1237 nt
Organism: Sesamum indicum (sesame)
Lineage: Eukaryota; Viridiplantae; Streptophyta; Magnoliopsida; Lamiales; Pedaliaceae
Product: Phosphorylase superfamily protein
Biological process (GO): nucleoside metabolic process
Molecular function (GO): catalytic activity
Source: RefSeq, a predicted model, not a curated record